Molecule: messenger RNA, 498 nt
Organism: Strongylus vulgaris
Lineage: Eukaryota; Metazoa; Nematoda; Chromadorea; Rhabditida; Strongylidae
Source: the annotation of a GenBank genome assembly
AUGGCAAAGCCAAAACGCUCAGCGCCACCACCACAACAGCCAUGGGCCAUUGAGGAUCGAGCAUCACCGCAGGAGGCUCUUGACUACAGUAUGAAACGAGAAGCUAUUGAGAGUAGCCGUAGCGAAAAAGCAGACCGUGGUGACACAUCCGAUGUUGAGCCAAGCGAUGACGCUGAAUCUGAGAAAAGCAAUUCGAACAGUUGCUCGCCUCCAUCGUUGGCUGAAGUGCAAACGCGUCCAAAUGUUAUACAAAAUCCUGUACAUCGCGGUGGAGGUCUUUGGGUCCCUCCUUCAACCCCUGCAGCAGCCGCCACUGCUGCUACUGCCGCUGCUGCCACAAGAAUUACGGCAUCAGGGCGACCAAGCGAUGCUCAGCCGAUCCUGGCUGCAACUGCUGGAAGUGGUUUUGGGAAUUACAAUGGAAUUUAUGGAACUCAGGAGGUGAAACCUAUUUUCUCCGCUGCUACUCCAGCAUUUGGAGCUGGCAGUCUUUCUGCA